AUUUUUCUUAGCCUUCAAAUUUGGGGAGUUUUUGUUUUUUUUUUCUUCUUCUGCUCCGAAGGGGUGAGAAAAGGCAGAUUCGUAGCUUUUGCCAGGAGUGAGUUUGAUCAGAGCUUAAAAAGUUGGUGUCUUUGAUUGUGAUAUCUCAUGCCAAAUUAUGAUUUCCCGUUUGUUAAUACAGUAUGAACCGUCGCUGUAAUUACAGCAUCUUAUUCUUACUUUUCCCUGACCAAACCUUGUUUUGUGUUGCUUGGCCUAUCCUUCUUUGCUACUACACGUUGUCUGGUUCUUCCAGUCAUCUUCCUCUCUCUCUCUCUUUUUCUCUUGUCUCGCCCUAUGCAUCUUUCGGUUUGAAACUACCAUUUCAAAAGCCUUGCUUGCUCUCUCUGUUGAAACACGAGAGGGGACUGAUCCAAAUUGUCUUGAGUGUGAAGCUUCAAAGCCCGAAAGUUUCUUCUUUUGGAACCGCUGCUUGUCAGGGAUCCAAAUGAAUGGGCUCAAUCGGCAGAAAGGUUCAAAACAUGGAAAGUCCUGUUCCUGGAUGCUUAGGCAGUAUGGUGAACCUCUUUGUUCUGGACGCAACUGCUAGGGGAAACAAGUUUCUUACUGAUAAACCUCACAAUGACGCAUCUUCUCUGUCGAGGAGUCGAUCUGACGUGGUCCAAAUGCUGAGUCCAUCAUUUGGAGACCAUACAGAAGCUGAACUGGUUCUGUCCAAUCUGAGGAGAAGUGCUUCAGACGAAGUAAACGGUACACCGAUGAAGAAACUCAUUGCUCGAGAAAUGUCGAAAGAAGUUGAACGCAAACAAAACCCCACCAAUGUUGUGGCCAAGUUAAUGGGUCUGGAUACUCUUCCACAGCUCCAGCUUGAUAAUACCGCUUCACAACAGAGCUACGAAGAUGCAUACGAAAUGUGGCAGCCGCCUCAGAAGGUGAAUCGUUCAAGGGAUAGCUCGUCUAGAAAAGGGAAGAACGAUGAAGCCAUGAGAGAAAAACAGAUAGCUCUUGUCCGGGAAAAGUUCAUGGAAGCGAAACGCUUGGUAACGGAUGAGAAGCUUCAUCAGUCCAAGGAGUUCCAAGAUGCACUGGAAGUUUUAAGUUCCAACAAGGAUUUAUUCGUCAAAUUUCUCCAGGAAUCGAAUUCAUUCUUGUCUCAGCAUCUCUCCGAUUAUCAGCCUGUUCCUCCACAUCUUGAGACGAAACGCAUCACGGUAUUAAGACCUUCCAAGGCAGUUGAUACCGCGAAAUUUGUAGUACAAGACAGGAGGAACAAACAGAUCAAGAAAUCAACUUCCUCGGUUCAUAGAACUGGAUGGGACAAUCGUUAUCCAGGUUACCCAUCAUCUUUUGUAAACCGACAGGCCAGAGAACAGCCAUCUCAGCCAACCCGGAUAGUUGUCUUGAAGCCUAGUCCAGGGAAAGGUUUAGAUAUCAAAGCUAUGGCUUCAUCAUCUCCAUCAUCACCCGGAGAUUUUCACGGCGUGGGCCCUUUUGAUGAACCUGGGGAUGCCGAGUCAAGAGAAGCCGCAAAGGAAAUAACAUGUCGAAUGCGUGAAAAUUUGAUGGGUCAUUGUCGGAACGAGACUCUGUUUUCUUCGGUCUUGUCCAAUAAUGGCUAUAUUGGUGACGACAGUUCGUUUAACAAGUCCGAUAGUGAAUACCUAGUGGGAAACCUUAGUGAUUCCGAGAUCAUGUCACCAGUCUCUAGGCAUUCAUGGGAUUGCCCGAAUAGGGUCGGCAGUCCUCCUUUCUCUUCCUCCUCUUUCAGUCGAGCCUCGGAUUCUCCAGAGUCAUCGGUCUGCAGAGAGGCGAAGAAACGGCUUUCUGAAAGAUGGACGAUGAUGGCACUAAACGGGACUACUCAGCAGCAGAAAUACAUCCCGAGAACCUCGAGCACUUUAGGUGAAAUGCUUUCACUUUCAGAUACCAAAGCUCCAACUGGAUCAAACGGAGAGAAUAACGAGGUAAUGCCAGAGGCAAGAGCAUCAACAUCGUGCAUAAACAGCGGUUUGAAUCAAGAGGAAAACACCAGAGAUUCUCCAAAAACCUUAGAAAGGUCAAAGUCGACACCUGGUGUUAGGACAAACACUGAAGCUUCUGGUUUGGUGGAGUCGAGAAGCUUGAAAUCAUCAUGGAAAGUCUCGAACUUUUUCUUCUUCAGGAACAAGAAAGCUAUCAAUAAAAAAACCGGCGUGUCUCAGACCAGCAAUGAGCCUCAAUUGGCUGCACUUGAGAUGCCUUCUGUCGCUACUCUUCCCGGUAAAACCAGUCACAACUGCUUGUCCUUUACAGAUAGUUUGACUCCUGAUUCAUUACGACAACAAAGCCUAUUUCCUAACGAGGGAGAACCAAGAACAACAAAGCUGUCAAUGGCGGGGAAUGCAAGUGAAACUCAGGACCAGCCAAGUCCAAUCUCGGUUCUACAGCCACCGUUUGAAGAGGAAAUCAACGGACUUUCAGAAUGUUCUGCACUGUCCAUGCCGAAGACCCGAGGACAGGAGAUGUGUCUGAAAUCUAAUCUGAUCGACAAAUCACCUCUGAUUGGAUCCAUUGCUCGGACCCUUUCAUGGGAUGAUGACGAUGACUUGUCUCCAGACAUAACUAGACCCGUGACAGUGAUCCAGGAAUAUGAAGACUGGUAUUUCUUCAUAGAAACACUAUUAACAUCCGUAAGUCUCGGCUGCAAUCGGUGGCACUCGCCGGAUAGUCCCUUGGAUCCUUCACUGAGAGACAAAUACCCCGACCCGGAUAACCACAAGGACCUGACCUAUGAGUCUAAACGAAGGCAACAGGGAUCGAAUCAAAAGCUCAUCUUCGAUUGUGUCAAUGCCAUCGUAGCAGAAACGACCACAACUCUUUCACGGAACAGCCUCAGCCUACCGGUGGACCUGGUGGACCAUGCAUGGAGCCAGUUGAAAGAUUGGCUUUCUGGCUCGGGCUCAACCGAUACGAGCCUUGACAUGGGCGAGACAGUGCACACGACGAACAGCCUAGCAGCAGAGAGGGUGGUGAGGGACGAGGUUGUCGGGAGGACAUGGCUCGAUGGUCUGAGAAUCGAAAUGGAUGAGUUGGGGAUAGAGAUCGAAGGGAAGUUGCUGCAAGAACUCGUAGAGGAGACCUUCCUCGAUCUUACUUGGUGAGAGAGAGGCAACAAAAUACAUUUUCACAUUAUAUCUUUUUAACAUAUAUAUAUAUAUAUAUAUAUAUAUAUAUAUAUAUAUGACGUCAAUGUAAACGUUGCAGAAAGGGUUCAUGUUAACUACUGAAGAGUGGCAAUAAAAUUAUGAUCUUUUUUCC
Molecule: messenger RNA, 3297 nt
Organism: Tarenaya hassleriana
Lineage: Eukaryota; Viridiplantae; Streptophyta; Magnoliopsida; Brassicales; Cleomaceae
Exons: 6
Coding region: 492-3140 (882 amino acids)
Source: RefSeq, a predicted model, not a curated record